Penicillium canescens is the source of this 531-nucleotide messenger RNA. RefSeq lists its product as uncharacterized. The transcript has a single exon. Lineage: Eukaryota; Fungi; Ascomycota; Eurotiomycetes; Eurotiales; Aspergillaceae. The coding region runs from base 1 to 531 and encodes 176 amino acids. The record is from RefSeq and is a predicted model, not a curated record.
AUGCUUGAUACCUUCCAGACUACUGUUUUCGAGGACCAGGUACUUUUCGAAGGCGCGAGCACGGCGACUAUCCGUGAGCAUUUCCAGAACUGGGCGACGACUGCUAUUCAGCUAGAGUCAAGCUCUGGCUCGCCUGAUAUAAUUCGGCACUUUAAUGUUCGGGCGGCGCGGUAUCGGUUCUGUUUUUUUGUUGAUGAGGAGUCUUUGCAGAGUGUUCUGAACGCACCUGUUGACGACUGCAUUAAUAUGGAUGCGUUCGUGAAUAUGCUGUACGGGUGGUGGAAGCCUGAGUCUAUUGAAGAUUUCAGCCAGGAAGAUCUAGAAGACGUAGAUGAGCCGGCGGACCUGCUUGAUGAUGGGUACGAAGCUGUCGAAGGGUGUACUUUGAAGGAUGUUGGGUGGAUGAAGGUUGCUUUGUGUGAUGCGGGGCUGGAAGGGUUUCAAAAGAUGGGCGAGGAUGGUGAGUGGGAAAGAUUAUAUGAGCGUCCUCAUGGGAUUUGUUAUAAUAUCUCGAAUUUCCAUGCUCGGUGA